GGCAGGCGGGCCGGGGGAGGCAAGAUGGCGGUGCAGGCGGUGCACCUGGAGGCGGACGCGUUCCUGGUGUGCCUGAACCACGCGCUGAGCACCGAGAAGGAGGAGGUGAUGGGGCUCUGCAUCGGAGAGGUGGACACCAACAGAAUCGUCCACAUCCACUCUGUGAUCAUCCUGCGGCGCUCUGACAAGAGGAAGGACCGUGUGGAGAUCUCACCGGAGCAGCUCUCAGCUGCUUCCACUGAAGCAGAGAGGCUGGCAGAGAUGACAGGACGGCCCAUGAGGGUGGUGGGCUGGUACCACUCCCACCCCCACAUCACCGUGUGGCCCUCACACGUGGAUGUCCGCACACAGGCCAUGUAUCAGAUGAUGGACCAAGGCUUUGUGGGACUCAUCUUUUCCUGCUUCAUUGAGGACAAGAACACCAAGACAGGUAGAAUUCUCUACACCUGUUUCCAGUCUGUUCAGGCCCAGAAGAGCUCAGAAUAUGACAGGAUUGAAAUUCCCAUUCAUGUUGUGCCCCAUGAAACCAUUGGGAAGGUGUGUCUGGAGUCAGCUGUGGAGCUGCCCAAGAUCCUUUGCCAAGAAGAGCAGGAUGCCUACAGGAGAAUUCACAGCCUCACCCAUCUCGACUCUGUAACCAAGAUCCAUAAUGGCUCAGUGUUCACAAAGAACCUGUGCAGCCAAAUGUCUGCCAUCAGCGGGCCCCUGCUGCAGUGGCUGGAGGACAGGCUGGAGCAGAACAAACAGCGCGUGCAGGAGCUGCAGCAGGAGAAGGAGCAGCUGCUGGAGGAACUCGCUGCUUUGGAGUGAGGAGGAAGUGCAGACCCUUCAGGAAAGUGAUGUGAUAAAAUCUUCAACAACUACUCCAGGCUGAAGGGUGGCCCUGCAUUGCCUCAGUGGAGGUACUGGCUGUGCCUCUCCUCUUGCAGCAAAGAGCACAGCUCCAGGAUCAGGACUUUACCUGCCCCAGCCUGGUGCAAAGCAGUGCUCUGUCUGCAGUUGCUGCACUUCUGGCUCAGUGGUGGGGCUGGGCAGCACCUGAGUGCUCCUGUUCUGGAGAGCACACACCUAGGGAACCUGUUGUUUCUCCCUCUGUGUUUUGACAGAAGUCCUAUUGCUUUACAUGUAUUCCAGGAGCCUGGAACAGGAGGGUUAGAGGGGAAAAGUGUCUCUGCUGUCAUAUAUGAUGCUGCCAACUUCUGCCUUCUCUUAGUAGCUUCAGUUGACCAUGAUCUUAUAUCUGAUAAUGUUCUGGAUCACUGGUCAUUCAUCCAGGCAGGUAAGAGGUGGGAAGGAAGCUUGGGAACAGACCUGGAAGAUCUUUGACAUAGGAUCUGUGUUGAGCAUAUGUCAAACCAAAUAAACAAUUCCAAAGCUAGAGCUGUUGGGAGUAAAAAUG
This is a messenger RNA of Zonotrichia leucophrys gambelii, 1399 nucleotides long. RefSeq names its product BRCA1/BRCA2-containing complex subunit 3 (gene BRCC3). Gene Ontology annotation, cellular component: BRISC complex; BRCA1-A complex. Gene Ontology annotation, biological process: protein K63-linked deubiquitination; double-strand break repair. The transcript is spliced from 8 exons. The coding region runs from base 25 to 810 and encodes 261 amino acids. Gene Ontology annotation, molecular function: polyubiquitin modification-dependent protein binding; cysteine-type deubiquitinase activity; metallopeptidase activity. The record is from RefSeq and is a predicted model, not a curated record. Lineage: Eukaryota; Metazoa; Chordata; Aves; Passeriformes; Passerellidae.